This is a messenger RNA of Ahaetulla prasina, 2168 nucleotides long. Its product is annotated as radial spoke head protein 3 homolog. Bases 34 to 1296 code for a protein of 420 amino acids. Gene Ontology annotation, cellular component: cilium. The record is from RefSeq and is a predicted model, not a curated record. Lineage: Eukaryota; Metazoa; Chordata; Lepidosauria; Squamata; Colubridae. The transcript is spliced from 9 exons.
CCUCUCUGAGCCAGGAGGCGGCUGCGGGUCAGCAUGGCGUCCACUUCGGUGUUGGUCAACCGGGAGGAGGCGGGCGGGGUGGCCACGGGCACCUACUCGUACUGCAGCCAGCCUCGGGCCGUGCCCAACCGACAGCGGUACCGGACGACCCUGGAGGCCAAUGAGCUGGAAGAGGAACCUGUUCGCUAUGCCAACCUCAUGUACGAGAGGAGAGUGGUCCGUGGCAACACGUAUGCCCUCCACGUGUUACCUUGGAGCAGUGAGCCGGAUCCGCUGGAGCUACAACGCCAGCGUGAAGCCCAUCGGAAGAUGCUGGCGAGGAAGAGAGCGAAGGAGCAGCUGCGGACCAGAACCCCAGAACCCCUGGAGGGCAGACGCCACGUAGAUGUGCAGACGGAAUUGUACCUGGAAGAACUGUCAGACCGCAUCAUCGAGGUGGAUGUGGAGUGUCAGACGGACGCCUUUCUGGACCGGCCGGCCACCCCACUCUUCAUACCUGCGAAAACCGGCAGAGACGUGGAAACGCAGAUAUGGGAAGGAGAACUUUUUGAUUUUGAUAUCGAAGUCCGGCCCAUGCUGGAGGUCUUGGUGGGCAAAACGAUCGAACAGGCUUUGCUGGAGGUGAUGGAAGAAGAGGAACUGGCCAAUCUGCGGGCACAUCAGUACGCCUUCCUUGAAAUGCGGGCGGCGGAACUCGCUGAGGUCCAGCGCCUUGAAGAGCAGGAGAGGAGACACCGAGAAGAAAAGGAACGCCGUAAAAAGCAGCAGAUGGAAAUGUUGCAGAAGGAGAAAGAAACAGCAGAGAAGAUCGCCGCUCGAGCUUUCGCCCAGCGCUACCUCUCCGAUCUCAUCCCAUCCGUCUUCGGCAGCCUGCGGGACAGCGGCUACUUCUACGAUCCGGUGGAAAGAGACAUCGAGACGGGCUUCGUCCCGUGGAUCAUGGAUAAGAUGGAGCACUUGCUGGAGAGACGAGCCCUUGGGCGAAUCAUUGCUGAUAGCUUAAUUCGCAAUGUGAUGGAAAUGAGGCUGCAGGCCUUCGAAGCGGGUGCUUGGCCUCCACCAUCCGAACUUCCUGAGCUGUAUGACGAGGAAGCAGAGGAUCCAGCUGCCUUCCUGCCGACCGAGCUCUCGGGGCUGCUGGGGGUUCCCGACCAGCCUGAAGACUCAGGCCCAGCAGAGGCUCCGGUGAGUCAGGCAGACAUUCCCGGCGAAGCCGAAAGCUCAGUCCCAAGCCAACCAGAAGACGUUCAAGGUCAAGCCGAGCCGCCGGAGAACGUGGGGUCUGAGCCCCAGUGAAUGGAAAUGGUUGCAGGAAGAAGACCAGAGCCGCUAAACGAGCCUGUGAAAAUUGGCAAAUUAUCAAAUUUAUUUUACUGCGAUGGACAAAGCAAUAAAUGGAAAGCUGUAGGGAUAUUUUUUUUUUUCAAAAAAAAUAUCUAUGUGCUUAUUAGCUCCAGUCAAAGGAAGCUUCCUUCCUCUUAACGGUUCUCUUUUAACUCUCUAUAUUUGCCUUUAUUGUAUAAAACGUUUCAUCAGAAAUUUAAAAGGUUGUGGUCCUGGAUAAAACCUGAUGGGCCUUAUUUUGUUAUUUAAGUCAAUUUGGAAACACUGGGAGAAAAAAAAUAGGACUUCAGUUGAGCUUCGAACGGUUCUUCAUUUUAAGAGGAUUCAGAUAAUAUUCAACUAGAUUCUGUUUCUUCUUGUUAUUGUUGUUGCAAAGAGUUAACCAUAGUUAAAUAAGUUAUUUUCGUUUUGUAUUGAUACUUGCUGGAGUUGACCCGGGAUAAGGGAAGGGAAAAAAAAAACACGUUACGAAAAUGUCGUUUGUAUAUGUGGUUUUCCUUCUAAGUUCUGAAUUGUUUUUUUAUGACUUCAGCAAGAAGGAAUCCUGCAAUUUUGAAAUCGUUCUUUUUCUCUUGCUAAAACUUUUAAUCACGGAGGGAGGAGGAGAUGAACGACUUAAAACAACUUCAUUUUCAACGUUCCUUUUUUUUUCCGCUUUCCAAAUGGUUUUCUUUACGCUGGGUUGGAAGAAGGUUGCCCGUAGUUACUGGUUGUGUUGUUAGAUAGUGAAUUACAGUUCACCUUGUUCUGUUUCUGUUUAUCUUCGAGGAGUGAUGGGGGGGGGAGUGUGUACUCACGCCCAUCUAUAAAUAAUAGCCCUUGUA